Phanerochaete carnosa HHB-10118-sp is the source of this 266-nucleotide messenger RNA. RefSeq lists its product as uncharacterized. Gene Ontology annotation, molecular function: iron ion binding; heme binding; monooxygenase activity. The coding region runs from base 57 to 266 and encodes 69 amino acids. Lineage: Eukaryota; Fungi; Basidiomycota; Agaricomycetes; Polyporales; Phanerochaetaceae. The transcript is spliced from 2 exons. The record is from RefSeq and is a predicted model, not a curated record.
UAACCAGAAAACACAGGAGGUCACAGGCCAAAGAGCGCGUUUCCCAAAGCCUUCUUAUGCUUUUUUUCAGGAUCUUCGGCGGGAAUAUCAUCGCUUCUGAAGGCGAUGAAUGGAAGCGCCACAGGAAAGUUGCUGCACCACCCUUCUCUGAGCGCAACAAUCGCCUCGUGUGGGAUGAAACAGUGAAGAUUGCGAAUGUGUUUUUCGAGAACGUCUGGGGCCCGCAAAAAAAAAGGUUGUUCUUGACAAUGUCGUUCGGUCACUGA